Kuraishia capsulata CBS 1993 is the source of this 1104-nucleotide messenger RNA. RefSeq lists its product as uncharacterized. The coding region runs from base 1 to 1104 and encodes 367 amino acids. The transcript has a single exon. Gene Ontology annotation, molecular function: phosphatidylinositol transfer activity. NCBI's taxonomy places the organism in Eukaryota, Fungi, Ascomycota, Pichiomycetes, Pichiales, Pichiaceae. The record is from RefSeq and is a predicted model, not a curated record.
AUGUUCGGAAGAAAAAAGAAGGUACCCGAGAUCCAAAAGGAUUUGGGAAAUGUUGUCUACGUGCCAUUUUCGGAACCGCCUGCUCGUCUCUCACCACCUUCCGAGAAGCCUCUAACUCCUGAGCAAUUUGAAAAGUUCCAGAAGAUCCUAGGGCAUUUCCAGGAUCCAGACUUGAAAAUUUCGAACACUGAGAAGCACGGUGACCAAGUCGGUCCCUUGACCUAUGACGAGAAAGCCUGGUUGACAAGAGAGUGUUUUUUGAGAUAUCUGCGUGCUACCAAAUGGAACACAGCUGACUGUGUUACGCGUAUCGAAUUGUCGCUGUCGUGGAGACGGGAAUUCGGAAUUUCCUCCCAAACAGAUGAGUCCAAAAAUAUCGUCACUGCUGACUUGGUAUCUGAGGAGAAUCUCACGGGCAAAGAGGUCAUUUUGGGUUAUGACAAUGAGUGUAGACCAUGCCUCUAUCUCAAGCCUGGAAGACAGAACACGAAGACUUCCUUCCGUCAGGUCCAGCAAUUGGUGUUCUACUUAGAGAGGGUGAUCGAUUUCAUGCCUUCUGGACAAGAUUCGUUAGCUUUGUUGAUCGAUUUCCAGUCGUACGGCCCAAAGACGCAUCCUGAACUGGCUUCGCAAUUGCAGUCCUCCGCGAUACCGCCGGUGAGUGUUGGCAGACAGGUUUUGCACAUUUUACAGACCCAUUAUCCAGAGAGACUGGGUCGUGCUCUGUUGACCAAUAUCCCCUGGCUCGCGUGGACCUUUUUGAAGGUUAUUCAUCCUUUUAUCGACCCUCUGACCAGGGAGAAAUUGGUGUUUGACGAGCCCUUUACCAUGUACUGCCCUCACGAGCAGCUGGACCAAGAGUUCGACGGUGAGGUUAAUUUCCAGUACCGUCACGAUAUUUACUGGCCUGAAAUGGUUAGGAUUGCUCGUGAGAAGAGAAAACACUACAUGGAUAGGUUUGAGAAGUUUGGCGGUGAGGUCGGUCUAAGUGAGUUCGAUCUCCGUGGAUUCCACGAAGAGCUCGUCAUUCCAGUUGGGACCAAUCUGAAAGAGGAUCUCGUUGUACGCUUGACAAAUACCUCCGAAUCCAAAGGCUCCAAAUAG